Molecule: messenger RNA, 2050 nt
Organism: Zootoca vivipara (common lizard)
Lineage: Eukaryota; Metazoa; Chordata; Lepidosauria; Squamata; Lacertidae
Product: protein FRA10AC1 homolog
Biological process (GO): dephosphorylation
Molecular function (GO): phosphatase activity
Source: RefSeq, a predicted model, not a curated record
AAGUCAGCGCGGGAGAGCGAGCGAGCGAGCUUUACCUUCAUGCGGACAAGGAUCCGGCCCCGGGGAGUCGCCGCCUAGCGCGGCCCUUUCUCCGCCCGGCCCCCUGGGGCUGCGGACGCGGUUUCCGACGGGGCCCUUGUCUCUGAGGGACUCCUCCGCGGGAGGAGAGGCCUAAGCCGCGCCUCGCUUCUUCCUCCCAGGCAAAGCGAACGGGCUGGAAGCCGGGGCAGCCGCCGGAGAUGAAGCUCUCGAAUGCGAUCCUUGGCCAUGGAGGAUAUGACUCUGAUUUUAGUGAUGAUGAAACCGGAGAGAAACCGGACCAGCGGAAAAAUAGGAAUGAAGAUGCAUUACUCAAAAAGCCCUUUCAGAAAGAAAAACAGAGCAAGGUGGCCCACAGACAGGUGGCGACAGAUGAAUGGGACAGGGAAGAAGCAAGAAAUCAAAGAUUUCAUUUCCUAGCAUUGGAUGCUUAUGCAAGACAUAAGAAAAUGGUGAAUGACUAUAUUUUGUAUUACGGUGGCAAGAAAGAAGAUUUCAAACGUUCAGGAGAAAAUGACAAGACUGACCUUGACAUUAUAAGAGAAAACCACCGAUUCUUGUGGAGAGAGGAAGAUGAAGCUGACAUGAAUUGGGAGAAGAGGCUUAGCAAGAAAUACUAUGAUAAAUUAUUCAAGGAGUACUGCAUAGCAGAUCUGACUAAAUACAAAGAGAACAAGUUUGGAUUUAGAUGGAGACAUGAGAAAGAGGUUGUGUCAGGAAAAGGUCAGUUUUCCUGUGGAAGUAAGCACUGUGAUGAGAAAGAAGGCUUGAAGAGUUGGGAGGUGAAUUUUGGUUACGUUGAGCAUGGCGAAAAGAAAAACGCACUUGUUAAAUUAAGGCUUUGUCCCGAAUGCUCUUACAAAUUAAACUUUCACCACAGGAGGAAGGAAGUCAAACCAACGAAAAAGAGAGCAAGCACAGAACAAAGCUCCAAAGCUUCAAAGAAAACAAGAUUAUCUUCACCCCACAGACACAAGCCAAAGAAAAGAAAGAGUCAUAAAGAUCAGGCAUUCUUAGAAGAAUCAGACGAUUCUGACAAAGAUUCCGUCAAUAAUGACGAGCAAGAUGGUCCCUCAGAUGCUGAUUUUUGGAAGGGUCCGCCACAAGAAACAGAAGAGAAAACGCGGGAAGAAGAAUUUGAUGAGUAUUUUCAAGACUUAUUUCUCUGAAAUGUAAUGUGGAAAUCUGGAACUUCAUGGAUCAUCAAAAUCCGUAAAUAAACAUCAAGCUUCCAAUUUCAUACCCGACUUUUCUUUAAAUAUGGUUUUAAUUGCAUAAGAAUUAUCCAGCACAUAUUUUCUUCACAGGCUCACUUAGAUUCAAAAGCUAUGAUAAGAUCCAGCAUUCUCUGAUGAACAGGUUAGAUUUAUAGCAGCUGAUUAAUGUUCACCUUUUUAAAAAACAAACACCAAACAAAUAUGCAGAGGCAAUUUUGGGGCCUUUUAUUGCUUUGUAGUUCUGCAUUCCUCAGAACUUACCCAGUGUCACUGAUACCUACCUCUUCUUCCUCAGCGCUUCUGUUUUGACUCCAAUCAUGUUAGCAGUCAGUUUGCUAUUAAAGUUCGCUGUUAGAGGGAAUGAUUAGCUUUGGUAAUCAAACUUGAGACCAGCAUGAGCACUUGUAUAGCUAGCUAUUUCUGAAGGAUAGAUACGUAAGACUGGGAACUAAGUUAACUGUCACAUUUUGUUUUAAUGAACGAGGGAGAUGCCUUGCCUUGGGCAAAGGUACAUGCGGUUUAAGCAUUAUCCAUGAUUUCUGAUCCCCUUAGCAGUGAACGAACAGUAAUCUUCCUUUAGAAUGUAAUCCUGAGCAUGCAACAAGAUGAGAACACACAACCUUUCAGCCUGGUUCUUUCUCCCCUGUUCAAAGUACAACAUAUCUUAAAUCAAUUUUACCAUAUGCUUCUAAUAAAUAAUAUGCUCGAAAAUAACUAUAUUGUUUGGUCCCUGAGCAAUGUGAAAUAAGGUUUAAAAAGAAGUUAGCAUAUUUUUGCAUGACAUUUACAUUUAA